UUUAAGUUUUUUAAUAAAUAAUUUUUAAUAACAACUUUUUAGCAACAAAAAUUAAAAAAUGUGUACACCCGAACCGCUUCAACUAAAUACAACAAAAGGAAAAUGUUCAAUCUCACCUUUCACAUGCAUUUUAAAGUUUUUGAUACGUUCGUUGGAAUGUCCGGAAAGUGAAAAGUUUAUUUCACGUUUUGAGGAUCAAUUAAAUCAAUUGAUUGCUGUUGGAGGUGUUAAUGUUUCCGUUCGCGAAUUAGCUGAUUUAAUAAAACUAAUUUCUUUAACGUUUCAAAGAAUCGAUGAAAAACCUGCUUAUUUAGAAGCUUUUUAUAAAUUAUUAAAUUUUAGUUCGCAAAAUUUGGUAUUUUUGAUAACCAGCGACAUGAUAAGUUAUGCUGAAAUUAUACAAGAUUUUUUCAACAUGCUGGGUUAUUUACUGGGUAGUACAGAAAAUCUGGAUUGCAUUCAACACAUUUUAAACAGCAUAUUAAAAAUGAUUGCAAUGGCAAAGAAAAAACCUUAUUUACAAUCAAAAGUACUUUUAGACGCUUUUGCAAAUAGUCAAAUACCACCGAUUUUUAGCGAAUUACUAUACAUAUCUGAAUUCGACGUUUACAUCAAGUAUUUAACAGUUUUAGAAAAAUUCUUUGUAUCGGAAAGCAUCUGUCAAGCCUUUUUAAAAUGUAAAGUUUUCGACACUGUCGUUCAAAGGGUUUGUUUAAAAUGGAGAGAUGAAAUUAAUUACCCAGAUGAAGUUCUUCCAACUUUAGAUUUACCACCACAUUUAAAUGUAACCCAAAGGAUUCUUUGGACAUUAACAAUGAUUUAUAACGAUAGCUCGACAACUUUUAAAAAUAGUAUUGGGUAUUUAGUUGAAGGAUCUUCUUUGAGAGGUCCUCGCAAUGUUUUAAUAACAUUAAUAACAUCAAAUAAAGAUAAACACAUGAGAAAUAUGUUUUAUCUGCUUUUAAGAGCGAUUGCUGGUACUGUGCCUUUUCGUCAUUAUAGAAGUUUAAAUAAUGAAUUGCAUAUUUUAACGUUUACAACUGAAGUGGAACAAUCUCAUCCUUGGGCAAAAAGAAUGGUGUUACGUGCAGAUGAUCUUGAUUUUGAGUUUAAAAUGAUGCUGGUUUCAAUGUUAUGCAUUAAUAGAGUUUACCCACAAAGCUUAGAUCUUUUUAGAAAAAUGAAUGCCGUUCAAGGAAUUUUUACGUUAAUCGAUACAGAUAUACAAUUAAUUUGGUCGACUUAUCAACGGUUAGAAUUAAUGAAAGGGGCAUUAAUUGGAAUGGAAAAUAUGAUUUUUCAUGUCAUCGAUGAUUAUAUUCACUACGGGGGACCUGGUAAAUUAUUAAAAGUUCUUACAAAAGUUGUUGAAGGUGAACUACAUUCAACCCUUUUAUUACCAAUAUUAAGAUGUAUUAAUACAUCCUUAAACGUUCCGAGUAAUGUGCAAGAAAAGGUCGCUAAACUUUACAGAAUGAAACAUAUCAUUGAAAUUUUAACAACUACAAUUGAAAAUGUAAUUAAUGCUGAAUUCAUAACAAAAUUAAACUUAAGCUGUUUAGCUGUAAGUUAUUGUAUUUUGGAGAAAGUUGCGAAACCCAACGAACCAAAAUUAACAGACGUAACAAAAACGGGAAUUGCAAUUUUAAAAAAAUACUUAAAUCCAGAUCCUAGUAUUUCUUUCUUAGCACCGAAAGUUCUCAUUGCUGUGAUGAGUUUUAUAUGGGAAAAUGUAGUUUAUUGUGAAAACGGGAUACACGAAUUCAGUUCUACAGGUGGCGUUUACGUCAUCUUAGACAUAAUUGAGAAAUUUCCUCUUGCCAUUAAAGUUUUAGGUUUAAGCAUGAUAGCUGAUUUUUGUCAAAUUCAAGAAUUUCUUUCAUGCAUUUUAACUUGGAAAGGUAAAUCUGAACAAACGAUUGUUCCAUUUUUAUUGGAUAUUUAUAAAGAUCAAGCUCGUUUUGAUAAAGAUCACACUGAUAUAAAAUCAACACUUCAAGAUUUAGAAAAUCCAAUUUUUGGUGAUAAAUACAACGAAAUGAAAAAGAACUACAUCAACAACGAAUAUGCAAGUUUCGCAACUUUGGAUUUUUUAGGAAAUUGUAAACCAUCAAUCUACGCAAUUUUAACACUUUUAAGAUGCGACGAAGACAAAGAGUUAAUUAAUAACACGUAUAAAAUAUCAAAAGAAAAUUUAACAAACAAAGAAAAAAUUGUUGCUGCGUUAGCUGAAAAUUAUCUUCCAUUAUCGAUAGGUGAAUCUUGGAUAGAAGUUAAUCAACAUUUUCAAACGAAAGGAGUACGCCCGUUAGUUUUCGAUCAAAUACUAAUCGCUGCAAAGCUACAAGAACAUCGUGAAAGAGCCAAAUUAAUUCAAAUUGAUCAAUUGACAUGUGAAAUUUCUGAAAAUAAUCGCGAAAUUUGUGUUGAACGGCAAUUUUACGAACGUCUCCGAGAAGAAGUUCUCAACGAGUCUUUAGAUGCAUUAAACGAACUUCGAUAUUAUACAAGAUGCGUUGAUACAAUGGCUCGUUUAGAACAAUGUACUCAACUUACUUUUGAAACUGAAAAUGUGACCGCUGGUCGGCUUGAUAAAUCGAUGUUGGUCGACUAUCAUAAAACUUUACCCGAAUAUAUUAAUAUUACACCACAUUUUAAUCAACAUGUCAGCAUUCAAAGUAACGUCAUUAUUGAUCCUAACAAAGAAAAAACUCCAGAUGCAGUUUCUUUAGAUAGCACCGAGCAAGGAAUUAUAGCUGCAAAAAAAUUUGCUGAUUUAAUGCGUAAACGUGCUCCUAAUCCUAAUCCAACUUCUUAUGAUGUUACACGUUCGAAAUAUGCACGUUAUUACAGUGUUGAUUUUCAUUAAU
This is a messenger RNA of Onthophagus taurus, 2870 nucleotides long. RefSeq lists its product as uncharacterized. Gene Ontology annotation, biological process: positive regulation of flagellated sperm motility. Lineage: Eukaryota; Metazoa; Arthropoda; Insecta; Coleoptera; Scarabaeidae. The record is from RefSeq and is a predicted model, not a curated record. Gene Ontology annotation, cellular component: sperm midpiece; non-motile cilium.